AUGUCGUCCGCCGAAAUGGACCUGAUGUCCUCCCCGGAUCCGCUGAUAGAGUCAGUGGUCCCGAGCUCGACAGCGCCCUACACGAGGCGCAUAACACGGAGCCAGCGCACCCAGCGCUUCGCGUCGCUGUCGCAAUCGCCCCGCAAGCGCACUUUUGAAUUGGACGUCGGCGACGAGCGCUCCCCGCAAAAGAUCCUCGUCACCGUCGAGGCUGACGGUUCCGACAAGGAGAACGGCGUCAGCCGCCGGCUGUUUGCUGCCUCGCCCACCCCACGAUCCGGCAUCCGCAGGAGAGAGAUGACAACCACAACCUCAGUACCCCUCAAGGGGUUGACGGACGAUGAAGGCGCAGCGACGCCGCGAAAACGAGGACGGCCUCGGAGAUCAGGGACCCCGACGCCGGGUACGCGCAAGCGAGCAGGGACUCCUAUCAAAGGCACUCCGAGACAGACUCGUAGGGCGAGGCUCGCGUCAGAAGACACGGCGUCGGAGAUCAGUCUAGCUAGCGACCAAGCUACGCCAAAGGCUCCUCGGGUGAAGAAGACACCCAAGAAGAAGUCUGCCACGCCGGCAAAGGCGAAGGAACCAAAGUCCGCGCCCGAUUCUCAACCCAGGAAACGUGGACGUCCACGAAAAGCGCUUGCACCAGAGGAGGCCGAAGUCAUUGCAGAACAGGAAUACGACGCCACGGAGACGACGAUAAUUGUUAGCGACCCCUCGGUCUCGUCCAUCGAUGACGCUCCAGCGAGCCCACUAGACGACCGGGUUCUCGCGAGUGAUCCAGGAGUCGCCAUCCAAGCUCCCGAUGCCACCGAGGACAAUUUUGAUGCCGGCGAUGCAGCGGAGGGCGGCGGCGGUGAUGACGACGACAUGUGGCUUAUCAACGUUCCAGAGCCCUCCAUUCGACGGCAAUACUCGAACCGAGGACAAGCCGACACAUCUGCUUCCUUUGAGCGCUCCGUACCCCGCUCAGCACGGUCAACAAGGUCAACGCGAUCAACACGAUCCCAAACACGGUCAAGCUCACCUGGCCGUGCACGUUCAGAAUCCGAUGGCGCCCCGGAGGCCAUGAUGGACAUGGAUCAUCGUAGCGAGGCCGAAUCAGUCAUCAGCGAGGGCAUCGCACCUAGCGUGGGUGGACAGGACACCAUCGUCAAUGGCGAAGACUUUAGCAUGAUCUCUUUUGACACCAUGCAAUCAUUCCAUGCCAAUUCUAGCAUGCACGAGGCGGCCUUGCCUGAGAUGGGCGAGGUGACAAGUCUCAUUGUCAGCAGAACACUCGAGUCAUUGCGACAUGAUCAGAGUCAAAAUGAAGGAAGAAGUCUGGUCCUGCCUUCGACCGACCAAGAGAUCCCCGCCUCUUCAUCUCCACCUAAAGACUCACCUCAAGUUGAUGCUACAUCCCAUCAGAGCGAUGGACCCCUCUUCUCCCAGCCGUCUUCGCCGCAAAUGUGGACUAAGAGCCCUCGGAGGAAUCGCCCACAGCCUCUCAGCCGGCAGGUGGCCCUCAAGGCACUUCAAAAAAGCGAUGCCCCGUCCAGCCCACAACAACCUCAAAUGGCUGACUCUCCUGAACGCACGCCGAGGGCCGAUACCUCGAAGCGUGCCAUCGAAGAUCACAGCAUGUACGAGGAUUCUUUCUCGGAGAUCCCUGAAGCUGUUCUGGAAGCCGCAACUCCCCGAAGGCCGGCGGUCUCUCAUCACUUCGAAAUGGAGGAGGAGCAGGAGGAGCAGGAGGACGAACAAGAAUAUGAUAAUGACAUGCUACCUGCAGCGGAUCACUCUGAGGAUGAUGUCGACAUGUUACCCGGGGGCGAAGUGGAAGAGGCAGAGGUGCAAGAGGAGAGUCCUUCCCGAUCUGCUUCCCGUCGCGGUUCUAUCGCUAGCUCCGCAAAUCAGCUGGAAUCCGAGUCAAAUAGGCUGUUGACUCCAGACGAGACUCCGUCUCCUAUCGAAAGCGUGCAUAGCAUGUUCCAGGAGAAGAUGAGCCAAGCCGGGCUGAUGGGAGGCUCCCCGAGCAGAUCAUCUCCUCCAGCACCCGAUGCUCCCCAACAGCAGCUCAGCGGUUGGAGUUCUACACAUCACUCGAGGCAAAACUCCUCCGCUACACCGCCAAGACUCGCCUCUUCUCCGCAGUUGCCGCCGCCGCCAAUGUUUGUAGUUGACAACAGGGCCGAGAGUCCUUCGCUUCCGUCAAGUAGCUCACGCCCGGCACUCUCGCCCAUCGUUCGUGCUGGACGAGCACUGCAGAGUGUUACUUCGGAUCCACCAUCACCUAAGGAUAGGGAGAGUCUGCUUGGGAGCCCCUUCCGAAGCUCGGUUGGAAGGCCUACACCAUCUCCAGCACCGAUGCAGCGGGAGGCAACUGCGCCUGUCUCAACUCCCAAGGUGACUGCGCCGACUCCUACCCAGCCACCGCCGCCCUCUGUUCCGCAGUCGGAUAGGUCAUGGUCCAAAGCUUUUGCUCCCUUGAGCCAGCUGAAGAAUCUCGUCGUGCAGAGCGCUCAGGUCUUUUCUCCACGCAUGGCUAGCACAGCAGCCCCGGAAGAAUCUGCUGAUUCAGAGUCCGAGGAACGACUGGCAGAGCCAGUUGUAGAGUCCGAGGCUAUGUUCUCGGAUUCACCUCUCAAGCAACCCGUCUUCGCGGCUAACACCCUCAGCUCAACCAGAGUGCAUCCUCCUAGCGACGAUGAGAUGCAGUGGGAGGUGAACAACAGCCCACCACGAAAUCUGAGCAUGGCCGGGGAUGGAAGAGAUUCCAUUUCGAGCCGAUUUGCGACGAAAGGAUCCAUGGAUCAGCCGAUGGGCCAGGACGAAGACGUCGAGAUGCAGCAUUUCUCACCUGCUGCUCCGUCCCAAGCGGGCGAUGACGACUGGGACAUUUGGGCAGUUGAGGCACAACGGUCGACGCAAGAUUCCUCCAGAUUAUCAGAGUCGCGCCAUGCAAUCAUCAACCCACCUCGACGGAGCAAGCUCCCGAGCCCUUGGAGGCAGAACAGCAGGCGAUUCCAGUACAAUGAUGAAGUUGCUCGAGAUGCAGUCGCUUCUGCCAAUGAGGAGCCUUCGAGAACCGAAGAGUACUCUAUGCUAUCUGCCCAAAGCAGCAAAGAGGCACAAAAUGCACCACAGGAGACCGCUCCGAAGACAAGCAAGGUGGACCUGUCCUCCUUCUUCUCGUCGCCCGCAGUGCUACCCAAGAUGCAGCCUCCAACGAUGCAACAGCCAAUCGUCCCCUCGGUGCCGCAGAGAGAAGAGGAGACAGAGGAGCCAUCACCGCAACCCAUUCAGCCGACACCCUCGCUGCCACAGAAGCGCUUUCAGUUCCGUGACAGGAUGCAGAGCGCGGCUCAGAAGCCGGCGGCACAGAGCCAGCUUCGCUCUUCCGUGUUGGCCCAGAGCUUCCAGCCCAGCGGUCCAAAGAGUGCUGACCUCUUCUCCCUUGGUGAACCUCUAGAGCCAGAAGACGAAGCUAUUGAUGCGGAUGAGGUCCAGAAGGAGCCAACGCCGGUCCCUCCUUCUACCCCUGAUCGCUCCUCCUUUAUGCAUGUUGCCCAAAAGCAGAACUUCACCCCUCGACUUGGCAGAUCAGGCGGGUCUCUUUUCAAGUCACCCGCCAAACGAACGGGGCCGAGCUUGCUUGCCGGUGGGAAGAAGUCACUCAACUUUGCUCCCAGGCCGGAUCACGACUCGUCUUUUGACACACCUGAUCUCAAGCCCCUGCCGGAGAAGACGGCGUCGCCAACCAAGUCGUGCCUGCGCUCACCACUCAAGCCCAAGACGCCCGGCCGUGUCGUCGAGUUCACGAGCAGCACUCUGUCGCCGCUGGCCCAGGCCCAGGUCCGGGCCGAUCGUAACGUACAGAGCAGCGGGCUCGCCUCGUGGGGCCAGAACUUCAGCGCCUCGACGGCCAGCCAGCCUCGGAGCAACCUCCCGCCGCAGUCUGCUGCUUCUACUCUUGGUGCCACCGUCACCAAUGACGAGGAGGCCGACAAGGAGAACGCGCCGAGCCCAGCCACCGGCAAAAAGCAGCAGGCCAUGGCGGCAAACAAGAGCAUGAGCUUCACCUCGUCCCUGCUCGCCGGCACGCCGAAGUCGGUGGUGGCGGGCAGCAGCGGCGGACCCACUGCCGCCGCAGGCCGCCAGGCCUCGCCGCCGCUGUCGCACACGACCUGGUCCCGCGGGCACUGGGUGCGCCUCGACGAGCUGCUGCAGGAGCGGCGGCGCGCGGGCCCGCUCAACUUCCAGCUGCAGCACCGGGCGGCCGCGGCGCCGCCGUCGAGGCGCCGGUCCUCGGCGCUGCUGGGCAAGCAGGUCGCCGCGCAGGGCGAGACGAUGACGCUCGAGCAGUGGCACCUCGACGUCGUCGAUGCCUUUGCCGCGGAGCUCGGCGACGGCGGAUCGGCUGCGGCGUCGUGUGCAUGGGACGAGAACGUGCUGGCCAAGAGGCUUUUUGCGCUCAUCGUUGGGGAGGAGAGGAGGAGGCUUGGGCUUGUGCCUCGGCGGAGGGCCGAGGUUGUUGUUUGA
Molecule: messenger RNA, 4524 nt
Organism: Thyridium curvatum
Lineage: Eukaryota; Fungi; Ascomycota; Sordariomycetes; Thyridiales; Thyridiaceae
Exons: 1
Coding region: 1-4524 (1507 amino acids)
Source: RefSeq, a predicted model, not a curated record